Molecule: messenger RNA, 2217 nt
Organism: Purpureocillium lilacinum
Lineage: Eukaryota; Fungi; Ascomycota; Sordariomycetes; Hypocreales; Ophiocordycipitaceae
Source: RefSeq, a predicted model, not a curated record
AUGACGACCGCGCCCAUGGCUUCCCACCCCGAUGGCGCCGCCCUUACGCCCCCCGACCAGCUCGUCGUCAACCUCCAGGUCGUCUCGCCAUCGGUUGGCGUCAAUCGCCCGCUGCUCUUCCCCGACCUUCCCGCCGCGACCACCAUCAAGGGGUUGAAGAAUCGUAUUAGACAGGCCCUUCCUCUUCGGCCGGCCGACGAAAACCAGCGCCUGAUUCACCGCGGCCGAGCCCUGCUCCGUGAUUCGGAAAGCUUGCUCGAUAUAUUUGGUGCUGAUGCCCUCCGAGAGCCCGACCGACAGACGAUCCACCUCGUCAUUCGAGAAACCACGGACAUGCACACGCCGACCCCCCCGAACGCUGCUGGAGCUUCAACGUCAAGGCCUCGCUCACAGUCUCCUCACGUCGGGCCGGAUGGCUUGCCGAGAAGACAAGUGCAGCAUCCCAUCAUGCCUACACCGCAGCAUCGCAUGCCGUCACCAGCACCGCCAUCAAUUCAUACCUACAACGUCCCGCCGCAUUACACGCACGAACAAGCCGCAGCCUUUCAACAUCAACACCAGAACAUGACGCAUUGGUUGACCCAGAUACAAAGAGACGCCCACCUCCAGCGAGAGGCUAUGUUCAGGGCUCGGGUGAGCCAAAACCAGCGUGGAAGGGCCCAGAUGGGCAUGAGGGGCAUUGGCGACCAGGGCAACCCGAAUGGCAUCGUCGCCGGGCAGGAGCCUACUAGCGGUAGAGCCAGCCCAAGCACUUCUUUGGCUUCUCAGAACGAAGUCACGGCGCGAGGAGCUCAAGAUGAGCAGCAAAUCAUCAGAGCAGCACGGGCCGUCUAUGCCGGACAGCCCUCUGCCGACCCGCAGGGGGUAUUUCGUAGCCCGGAUGACAAUCAGGCCACAAACACCCUGGUCAGCGCCAUGCAUCGCACGGCGUCAGGGACGCCGCUACACAACCGACCGCUUUCCCAGCCCGGCGUCACGACCCCAGUCUUCGGCCCUGGCUCAAGGCUCACCGGCAGCGGCCGGGCCACCCCGGACCAGGACGCAAGAUGGGCAGAGGCAGCACGCGCCUGGGCGUCAGCGAGCGGCACUGGCGCCAACACGGCGUACGGCUCCGGGGGGGCCAACAUUCAGGCGAGCUCGGGCUCUCAGGUUUACAUUCUAAUGUCGCCUGAGGAGCGGCACAUUGCCAACCUCGAGGCCGAGGCGAGGGCCGAAGAGAACCGCCAGCGCGAGGCUGAGGCGGCUGCCGCGGCUGCAGCAGCUGCCGCGACUGACAACGGCGAUGGCCAAGUCGAAUCCGAUGCGGGCGUCUUCACGUCCCUCAUCGAGAAUCUCGGAGUCAAGGACGUCCAGUUCGAAGAACUCCUCACCCUCGACCCAUCCGAACUGGCGACACUUCGGCCGCUCUAUGGAGUCAUAUUCCUCUUUAAAUACCCGACCGAUCGGCCUUACGCGACGCCUGACGGACCGCUCGAUGGCUCGUUUGACCAGAACGCCUCCGAGCAGAUAUUCUUCGCGGCGCAAACGAUUCAGAAUGCUUGCGCCACGCAGGCGCUCCUGAGCGUUCUGAUGAACAAGACCGACGACGUGGACAUCGGGACACAAAUGAAGGACUUUCGCGAGUUCACCAUGGUCUUGCCACCCGAGUUCCGCGGUGAGGCCCUGAGCAACUCGGACCUGAUUCGGGAGGUGCACAACAGCUUCGCGCGGAGCAGCCCCUUUGUCGACGAGACACAAAAGACGGGUGAGGCGGAAGACGCUUUCCACUUCAUCGCCUACACCCCAAUCAACGGAACUCUAUACGAGCUCGACGGACUGCAGCCAUCGCCCAUCUCCCAUGGGCCCUGCACCACCGAGUCAUUCCCCGCCCAGGUCGUCGAAGUCCUGCAAAAGCGGGUAGCUCGUUACGAAGCCACCGAGAUACGCUUCAACCUUUUGGCAAUGUGCCGUGAUUUGCGAAUCCGGGCGCGCGACUUCGGCGACGAGGAGCUGUUGGCGCGAGAAGAACGCAAGCGUCGCGACUGGCAGUUUGAGAAUGCUCUGCGGAGACACAACUUUGUUGGCUUCGCGGGAGAGGUACUCAAGGGCGUGGUGAGGGAGAAGCUCAAGCAGGGCGGUGAUGCGGCCGUGAGCAAGUGGGUAGACGAGAGUUUGGAACGGAGGAAGACGGCUGAGAAGGCCGCAAGGAGAGGUGACCAGGACAUGGAUGUGGAUUGA